AUGCCUCGAUCAAAGCGUGCACGCCGCUUGGCGUUGCACGGCACAACAACGAAGACGCGGCAAGAGAAAGCGAAAAUGAUCGAGCUCGUUCGAUCCUUUCUCCCGCCCAAGCAUACCAAAAUCUAUGUUUUCGAAUACGGUGAUAUUCGAAACCAAUCGCUGAAAGAGUUUCGAGAGGAGGUGAAACGGCUUCCGGAGGGCGGUGGUCGGCUCUUUCUCGGUUCGAAUAGAGUGUUGCAGGUGGCGCUGGGCCGUUCGCCUGAGGAGGCGCUGGCGCCCGAACUGCACCAAUUAGGGGAAAAACUUCGGGGGAAACGCGGGCUUCUGUUCUGUAGUGCACCUCACGUCUUGGUCCAGGAACUUUUCGCGAACUUUGAACGCAGAGAGUAUGCACGUGCCGGUACCAUCGCGCCAGAAGACGUUCGUUUGGCGGUUGGGGAACCACUUGAAGACCUCCCGGCAUCGUCAGGCCCGAAACUACGCGAACUUGGCUUGCCUAUUAGCCUCCGUGGCGGCCGUCUCUUCUUGGAUGUGAUCGCUGGACCGGAUAAGCACUUUCUGAUUUGCUCGAAAGGAGAGAUUCUCAGCGCCGAGCAAUGUGUUCUCCUGAGAAUGCUCGGCAUUCGAUUGGCGACGGCUCGCCUUCAUCUCCGUUACCGUUGGGAUGCAGAGCAUUGCAAAGUGGAAGAGCUUGGCGACCAGGAGUAG
Messenger RNA from Cyanidioschyzon merolae strain 10D, 708 nucleotides. Its product is annotated as 60S acidic ribosomal protein PO. Gene Ontology annotation, biological process: rRNA processing; nuclear-transcribed mRNA catabolic process; ribosomal large subunit biogenesis. Gene Ontology annotation, cellular component: preribosome, large subunit precursor; nucleolus. Lineage: Eukaryota; Rhodophyta; Bangiophyceae; Cyanidiales; Cyanidiaceae. Gene Ontology annotation, molecular function: RNA binding. The record is from RefSeq and is a predicted model, not a curated record. The transcript has a single exon. The coding region runs from base 1 to 708 and encodes 235 amino acids.